ACACUUUAUGAAGGGUUUAUUCGACAUUCAAUUAAAGAAAAUUUGUUUUAGUUCCGAGAUGACUACAUGUGUUUUGACGAAUCUUAGGUAUUGCAAUUAUACAUGUUCUCAUUUUAUAAUUUGCACACCAUAACAAAUGCCACCCGGAAUGAUUUAGUGUGACACAGGGGAUUAAUGGCUGCGGUCAGGGUUCGGAUCUGCAGUUAUUGUUUACAUUCGGUCACGGUAUGGAUUCUUUGUUUAUGAGAAUGUCAUUGCUAAAUGAUCAAACCUAACCCCACACUGAUGAGAAGUGUCACCGAAUUAAUGCCACAGAAUCCUCUCUAGAAAAGAAUUUAGCUGACUUGGAGCGAACUAGCCUUGUGUGCUAACUAAGCAGCUAAAGCUUGACAGUACUGUCAAAGAAAUGACAAGUUUAGGUUAGACUGGGUUUUGUUGUUGUUCUUAUCUCAAGGACAGCCGAAUGCUGAGCUUCUAAGCUCGGAAAACAUCUUCAUUUAAGGAAAAUAUAUAUGUAUAGCAGGGUGCACAAUGUUUAGUGUUCCUCAAAGCUCCAAAUCAGAGUUCUUGGAUAAAGCCAGGCAGGCCAGAGAGGAGAGGAAAGGACAAAAGGAGAAGGAGAAAGCUGCCACCCACAUCCAAGCCCUGGUCAAGAGAUUCCUCUGUCGCUGCAGGCUCCACAAACAAAUAAGGAAAGAGGUUGAUGACUAUUUUCAAGCCUCUGAAGCUGGAACUUCAAAAAGAAAUGCACUUUCUAUUUUCAGAAUUGCUCGAAAAUUACUAUUCAUUUAUAACCAAGAGGAUAAGAUGAGGUUUGAGAAGCUUUGUCGUGCUAUUCUUGCCAGCAUGGAUGUAGAAAAUGAGCCAAAAGUUUGGUAUGUGUCUUUGGCUCUUUCCAAAGAUCUCACUAUUCCAUGGCUCAAGCAGAUAAAGGACGUGCUGUGGACUUGCUGUCAGCUAUUGAAAAACCUAAAGCCUGACAUACUUCAGGAUAAUAAAUUGGUUACGCUGUACCUCACCAUGCUGGUGACUUUCACAGACACCUCUACAUGGCGGAUAACUAAAGGAAAGGGAGAAGCUCUCAGACCUGCUUUGACAAGAAUAUGUGAGAAUAUCAUGGGUCAUCUCAAUCAAAGGGGAUUCUAUUCAAUACUGCAGAUCUUGCUAACAAAUGGCUUGGCUCGUUCUAAACCAUCUCUGUCCAAAGGCACUUUAACAGCUGUCUGUAUUUUGUCAUUAAGGCCAGUCAUUGCUGCUCACUUCUCUGAUAAUCUAUUAAGAUCAUUCCUCCUUCACAUCAUGUCUGUUCCAGCAGUCAUAUGCCACAUCAGUGUACUUACCCCAGAGUGUAUGGCAUCCGUCCAGACUCUUGACCUUCUGAGGAAAUUUAUUUUGUUUCUUAGUCAUGAGGAGCAGUGUUUGGACAUCUGUGUGUGUCUCGAAGGCAGCCACACACUUUGCUUACUUGGCAACAUCAUUCACUUGGGCUACCUUAAUGAGAGAGUCCUAGAAGAAGAGCCCAACCACUUUGUGAAGGACCUGACUGAGAUGCUGUCCUACUGCCAGAGAUAUGUGUCUCAAAAGAAAUCCAACCUUACCCACUGGCACCCUGUUCUUGGCUGGUUCUCUCAAACUGUGGACUAUGGGUUAAACGAGUCAAUGCCACUGGUCACAAAACAGCUUCAAUACCUGUGGGGUAUGCCUGUCAUCCGGACACUCUUCAGUGAUGUCCUAUCUAAAAAGUUGGAGAGUCAAGAGCCGACUCCCCCACCCCCCCAACCUAGCACAUCACAAAACAAUCUCCCAGUGAAAAACCUUUUCAAGCGAGCAUUUCAUAAGUCAGCAUCUGUAAGGAACAUCCUAAAGCCAGUCGGAGGCAAGCGAGUUGACUCAGCUGAAGUUCAGAAGGUGUGCAGUAUCUGUGUGCUCUACCAGACUGCUCUAUCUACCCUCACCCAGAUACGACUUCAGAUACUGACAGGUCUAACACAUCUUGAUGACCUACUGCCAAAGCUCUGGGCAUUUAUCUGUGAGCUUGGUCCUCAGGGAGGCCUCAAACUCUUCAUGGAAUGUCUGAACAAUGACACUGAGGAGUCCAAGCAGCUCCUGGCUAUGCUCAUGCUCUUCUGUGACUGCUCACGGCACCUUAUCACAAUUCUGGAUGACAUUGAAGUCUAUGAAGAACAAACAUCUUUCAAGAUUGAGGAACUCAUCACUAUCUCCUCAUUUCUGAACACUUUUGUAUACAAGAUGAUAUGGGAUGGCAUCUUGGAAAAUGCGAAGGGGGAGAAGCUGGAGCUAUUUCACAGCGUUCACGGCUGGCUGAUGGUGCUUUACGAACGCGAUUGCAGACGAAGAUUCUCCCCUGAUGACCACUGGCUGCGCAAGGACCUGAAGCCCAGCCUUUUGUUCCAAGAGCUGGAGAAAGGCAAGAAACGAGCACAGCUAUUGUUGCAGUACAUUCCGCACGUCAUUCCGCAUAAAAAUAGAGUGCUGUUGUUCAGGAACAUUGUUACAAAGGAAAAGGAAAUUUUAGGCCUGGUAGAAACGAGCUCUGCUUCACCGCACGUCACCCAUAUUACCAUCCGUCGCUCACGCAUGUUAGAGGAUGGAUAUGACCAGCUGCGUCGGUUACCAGUGAAUUCUAUUAAAGGUGUCAUCCGUGUGAAGUUUGUUAAUGAUCUCGGAGUGGAUGAGGCUGGUAUUGAUCAGGACGGGGUCUUCAAAGAGUUUCUAGAAGAGAUCAUAAAGAAAGUUUUCAAUCCUGCCCUCAACCUGUUCAAGACUACAAGUGGAAAUGAAAGGCUAUAUCCUUCACCAACAUCUUAUAUUCACGAGAACCAUUUGCAGCUUUUUGAGUUUGUGGGGAAGAUGCUUGGGAAAGCUGUAUAUGAGGGCAUUGUUGUGGACGUCCCUUUUGCUUCCUUCUUUCUUAGUCAAGUGUUGGGUCACCACCACAGCACCUUCUACAGCUCCAUUGAUGAGCUGCCCUCACUGGACUCUGAGUUUUACAAGAACCUCACUUCCAUCAAGCGCUAUGACGGGGAUGUUGGAGAUCUUGGCCUGACAUUAUCAUAUGAUGAGGAUGUUAUGGGGCAGUUAGUCUGUCACGAGUUGAUACCUGGAGGGAAGACGAUGCCCGUCACCAAUGAAAACAAGAUCAGCUACAUCCACCUCAUGGCUCACUUCCGGAUGCACACACAGAUUAAGGAGCAAACCACAGCUUUUAUCCGUGGCUUCCGUAGCAUCAUUGACCCCGAAUGGUUGCACAUGUUUUCCACACCUGAGGUUCAGCGCCUCGUCUCCGGGGACAAUGCAGAGAUUGAUCUUGAUGACCUCAAGAAACACACAGUGUACUACGGAGGUUUUCACAGCAGCCACCGUGUCAUCAUCUGGCUGUGGGACAUCCUUUCCAGUGACUUCACUGCUGAUGAGAGGGCUAUGUUCCUUAAAUUUGUAACUAGCUGCUCGAGGCCCCCUCUUCUUGGAUUUGCCUACCUCAAACCACCUUUCUCCAUCCGCUGUGUAGAAGUCUCAGAUGAUCAAGACACUGGAGAUACCCUUGGCAGUGUUCUUAGGGGCUUUUUUACAAUCCGCAAAAAGGAGCCUGGUGGGCGACUUCCCACUUCGUCCACCUGCUUCAACCUGCUCAAGCUGCCCAACUACAGCAAGAAGAGCAUUUUACGUGACAAGCUGCGCUAUGCCAUUAGUAUGAAUACAGGCUUUGAGCUUUCGUAACACCAGGACAAAGCACACCAGGUGGUGUCAAGCAGCCCAAACCCAGUGAGAGGCUUUUCUUACCUGGACUCCAGCCUGUCUGAGGGUCUGCACUGAGAUAAAGGGCGAAUGACGAAGGAUCCACAUUUUGUCUCCUUUUGUCUCUAUUUAUAAAAACUGGAUGAGUUCUGCUCUACGUUGGGCCGGCCUCUCACAAAGAAGGGGGAUUCUGUUUCUGCAGCACUGUUCAAUUUUUAAGCAUCUCCUUUUGGCAUUCCCAGAAAUUAGUAUUACGCGUAAUUCAAUGAAAUACUGAAGUACAGUGGCUAGAUCUAUUUCUCAGGCUUAUCAGAAUCACUUUUGGAUCUAACACUCCCAUUUGAAGCAAACUAGAAAGCAAUACAGAUGCAAUGUAAGCCAUUAGACACAAGGUUGACUCAGCUGAGUAAAACCAAGGGAUGCGUUGUUUAUAUACUUACAAGUUUGAAUUGCAUUACUCAAGCAGCUUUAAGCUGAUACAGGAUGGGUGUUAAAAUCUUUUGCUCAAUGUAAUGCAUCUUUUAUAAAAGGCAGACAAAUUAAUGUCUUGUGGUUCACAAAAGUGAACAUGUGUUUAUUACAUUAAUUCCCAUUUUGAGGAACAUCCUGUUGACCUCAUUCUGUUUCUCCUUAAAGACUCUUACGCUGACUUUGGCCCUCUGUUCAUUCUGUUCAUGUUAUUUCCCCAUUUUUAACUGUUGUUUGAGUUAGAAUCAAUGUCCUUAUUGUAGAAAAUGUUGCUUUUUUCGGGGGGAGGGAGGUACUGGAACUGUGUUCCAUGUUGCGUGUCUGGACCUACACUCAAAAGAAAUGAACAUUGUCAAUUUGUGAUUUUAGUACUCGAUAACACUAGUAAAUGUUAAGAUCUCUCCUGACACCUUUGAAUAACUGAGUGCCUCAUGCAUUGCAUCCCCCUUUGCUGUCACAUUUCACUGUAUCUCAGCUGUAACCAAUAACCAUGCUUAUUGGAAACAAGCCAUAGAACCGGAGUGAAGACUCUCAGACUGUGCCCUACUCCUACUAAGACAAAAGUGUAGAAAGUUGACUGCUGCACAACCACUACAGCAACUGAGGAGGAUUUUCAAAAGACACCCACUGACCUUUGUUUUUAAGCCAUGUGGAAAAGAACUUGAGGCUUAAACCUCUCAACAUGAUGUCAUAGACUGGUUCAUCAGCCAAAUGUGACUGAUUUGAUGUUCCCUUUGGUGAAAGUGUUGCAUGUUUUUGCUGUAUGCGGCUCUGGAAGGGACAUGGGGGAAUUAUCUAGUAAGCCUAAGUAAUGUUGCAUUACACAGGGCUAACUACUUUGUGCAGUUCAAGAAGAAAAUUUUUAGUCAUUUCCCAGAAAGGAGAUUGCGACUUCAUUAGUAGUAAGAAGGACUCAAAGAAAAUAUCAAAUCAUUACAAAGUUCUUUAUUAUGCAAAAAAUGUUUUCUGUCAUGAAUGGCUAUGAAUAAUUUUGCUAAUAAGUAACCUGGGCUCAAUAUAUUCGUUAGUAUUCUCAUGGUCGCUAAUGUUUGUGACAAAUAUUUUAAUUAAAAUGCAGCCAUUAUAUACAUGUAUGUCACUGGUUGUGGUCAGUUUUAACUGCUGUUUGCUACUUAGACCAACAAACACUAAACAAAACUGUUGGGUCUUGUUCUCUUCCUUUCAGUCACUUUUUCCAAAUACUGCACAUUACCCUAGUGUAAUGCGCCUGAGGGGGUAAGAUACCUCUCGAUGUUGACUGAUUGUUUUAAAUGAUGUCAGGAACAGGCUAGACAUAAAUAAAUUGCAAUGGACUGCUCAUACUGUCUGUAAAUAGCAAUUGUUUGAUUAAAUAAAUCAUCCUUAAAGUAC
Molecule: messenger RNA, 5595 nt
Organism: Thalassophryne amazonica
Lineage: Eukaryota; Metazoa; Chordata; Actinopteri; Batrachoidiformes; Batrachoididae
Gene: ube3b
Product: ubiquitin protein ligase E3B
Exons: 27
Coding region: 532-3738 (1068 amino acids)
Biological process (GO): protein polyubiquitination; ubiquitin-dependent protein catabolic process
Molecular function (GO): ubiquitin protein ligase activity; protein binding
Source: RefSeq, a predicted model, not a curated record